Messenger RNA from Adineta steineri, 582 nucleotides. The record is from the annotation of a GenBank genome assembly. Lineage: Eukaryota; Metazoa; Rotifera; Eurotatoria; Adinetida; Adinetidae.
AUGGUUCUUUUUAGUAAAUUUCGACCGUUAUUACAAACGGUAUUGAGACCAAAAGAACAAUUGCAAUCAAUUGUAAAACGAUGGAGUUCAGGAAGAAAUAUGCGAGUGAUGAUAUCGGAAUUUCAUGAACGAAAAUUUUUUGAUAUGUUUCAUUAUUACUUUCUAAUUGGUUUGGUACCUACAUUUUGUGUCGUUUUUUAUGCUAAUGUCUUUGUUGGUCAAGCAACACUCACGGAAAUUCCAGAUGAUUAUGAGCCACGACAUUGGGAAUAUUAUAAACAUCCACUUCGUCGCUUUAUGGCUCGUUAUGUUGUUCAACCAUUUGAUGAACGUUAUGAGAUUUCCCUUCAUUCCAUCUAUACGCAUGUUAUGAGGGAUCAACUUAAAGCUCUUGAACGUAAAGUAAAACGUUUAGAACACGCACGUGGUGAUGCUAAAGGAUGGUUUUAUCGUCCAGUUGUUGAUCAUUUAACUGAACUUGAACAAAAGAAAGCAGUUGAACGAUCUGAUGGUUAUUCAGCUAUGGUCGCACCUCGAGAAUUACCUCCACCACGUUCAUGGCCUGUACCACCUAAAACCUAA